Molecule: messenger RNA, 881 nt
Organism: Dermacentor albipictus
Lineage: Eukaryota; Metazoa; Arthropoda; Arachnida; Ixodida; Ixodidae
Product: osteocalcin 2-like
Source: RefSeq, a predicted model, not a curated record
GGUGCGCCACCGCAGAGCACGAGACCCGGGCACCCGCACCGGCCUCGCGAACCGCGCGCUCUGCGGUGAUUCCGAAGCCUCGCACCGAAAAAAUCUGCGGUUGCGGCGGGCGACAUUGGCUUUCCACCCCUUCAAAAUUUUCACCGGGGCGCGGGGCCCUCCUGAAAGCGAACGCCAUGUUCAGGAGGAAGAAGGAGCCCAGCGAAGCCCAGAAGGCCAAGGACGCACGUGAAAAGAAGAAGCUGGCGCUGUUCCUCACUCCAAAUCCUCCGACCCCGCCCCUCAAGAAGCGAACAACGAGGCAACCUCUGAAGCAAGGCAAUGCGGUUCUUCCUCGUGGAGUCGAAAACGACUUCGCCAAAGAUUCAGAGUCUUCGUCUGAAACCUCAUCUGCCAGCAGCGAUACCAGCACAAGCGGUUCCAGUUCUGACAAAAGCGAAGAAGCUCCAGCCUCGUCGCUAACCCCGGACUCCAGCCCCGAAGCCCGCGCGCAGGCACCGCCGCUCAAGUCCAGCCUCAAGUCCCUCGAAAAUCCGGAGGUGUUGCACGUACUCUCGAAUCCAGGCCAGCAGGAGUCAGCUUCAAACAAGAUAGUGAAGAAAUCAAAUCUAAAAGAAAGCAUAAAGAAAAAAACAAAGCGGCCGCCUUGUCAGGUCCACGGCGUUCAGCGGCGGUCAUCACGCCUGCGAAAGCACAACGAAAAAGCCGAUAAGUCGGCCUCUGACAGUGUUGAAGAGUGCAACUUGGCCACGUGAGCCUUUCAUCUGGACCAUGGAAAUGCUGCAGAAACUGAUGCAAUACUGCGCGGCGGAGCCUCACUGAUACGUCGGGGACCGGCUGUUCCCGCCUUGACAAUUGACGAAUAAAUGGUGCAGGCAGUA